Chrysemys picta bellii (western painted turtle) is the source of this 4605-nucleotide messenger RNA. Lineage: Eukaryota; Metazoa; Chordata; Testudines; Emydidae. The record is from RefSeq and is a predicted model, not a curated record.
GCUUGUCCUGAAUUAGGUAUUCUCAGUUGUGACCCACUGAGGCGGGGUGACACAGGUCAACGAUGACUGACACCUGGACCAGGCACAUGGAAAGGACUCCCCUUAUCCUCUGAACCCUGGGAUAUGGAAAUGGGAAAGUAGAGGCAAAGACAUCGCAGACCAGCCGGUUGACCAGAGGACAGCAUCCACUUGUGUGACGGUACCUCAGGCAGAAGACAUCAGUCAGUUCCUACACUGCAGUUCCUGAACAACUCUGCGGCUCCACAGACCAAGCAAGCUGAAAAGCCGAUCUGUUUUCUCUUUCUAAGAAAGCUAUUGUUUCAGGCUGCGGAGAAGCUGAACUUUCUCCCUCCUCCCUCCCCCCGAGGAAGACUUGUCGCCUGAAGCCACACUAGAAGAAGGCCUGUGGUCACCACACCUGGAAGAAAGGCUAUGGCAAAAAGAGUUGCAGUUAUUGGAGCAGGGGCCAGUGGCCUAACAGCCCUUAAAUGCUGUUUAGAUGAAGGACUCCAGCCAACGUGCUUUGAGAGAAGUGAAGACAUUGGGGGACUGUGGCGGUUCCAGGAGUGUGAUACGGAUUGGAAAGCCAGUAUUUAUAAAUCUGUGACCAUUAACACUUCCAAGGAAAUGAUGGGUUACAGCGAUUUCCCCAUCCCAGAGGACUACCCCAACUACAUGCACAACAGCAAAGUCAUGGACUACUUCAGAAUGUACACCAAGCAUUUUGAUCUUCUCCAAUACAUACACUUUAAGACAAGUGUGCUCAGUAUAAGAAAAUGCUCCGAUUUUUCCACCACUGGCCAGUGGGAUGUUGUCACAGAGACAGACGGGAAGCAGAAUUCGGCCAUCUUCGAUGCCAUUUUGGUUUGCACUGGCCACCACAUAGAUCCUUACUUACCCCUGGAAUGCUUCCCAGGUGUAGAGAAGUUUAAAGGAAAAAUAAUGCACAGCCGGGAAUACAAGUAUCCAGAAGAAUUUCGGGACAAGAGAAUGGUUGUGGUUGGCUUGGGAAAUUCUGGAGUAGAUAUUAGUUUGGAUCUCAGUCACACAACCAAACAGGUAUUUCUCAGCACCAGGACGGGCGCCUGGGUGGUGAAUCGCGUCUCUGACAACGGCUUCCCCCUCGACGUGGUACACUUCACACGCUUUAAAAAUAUGCUGCGCCACAUCAUCCCUUUGUACCUGAUGAACCGCUGGGGGGAGAACAAGCUGAAUGCCAGGUUUAACCAUGAAAACUAUGGACUGAAACCUAAAUUCAGGUUUCUCAGCAAGUACCCGAUCGUGGGGGACGACCUGCCCAAUGCCAUUGUUUCUGGCCGGGUGCUGAUGAAGCCCAACGUGAAGGAGUUCACCGACACGGCUGUGAUUUUUGUGGACGGGAGCCGGGAGGAGAACAUCGAUGUCGUGCUCUUUGCCACAGGAUACAACUUCUCCUUCCCCUUCUUGGAGGAGAACGUCCUCAGAGUCAACAACAACCGUGUCCCUCUGUAUAAGUUCGUCUUCCCUCCACACCUGGAGAAGCCCACGCUGGCUAUCAUCGGCCUCCUCCAGCCACUGGGGGCCAUCAUGCCCAUUGCGGAGCUUCAAGCUCGCUGGGCCACCAGGGUCUUUAAGGGUCUGCUUAAGUUACCUUCACUAGAUGACAUGAUGGCCGACAUUGCCAAGAAGAUAAAGGAGAAUGAGAAACGGUACAUUCCGAGCCAGCACAUUACCCUGCAGGUGCAGUACAUCGAUCAUGUGGAUGAACUCGCCUCCCUAUUGAGCGUGAAACCCAACCUGCUGUUUCUCUUCCUGACGGAUCCGAAGCUGGCCCUGGAAGUGCUCUUCGGCCCGUGCACACCAGCCCAGUUCCGUCUGACUGGACCGGGGAAGUGGGAUGGUGCUAGGAAGAGCAUCCUGACCCAGAGACAACGCAUCUUAAAGGCCACAAAAACUCGGGCUCUGAAAACCCACUCUGAGAACGACACCUGCCUGGUCUCCUCUCUGUGCAUUAAAAUAAUGGGCCUGUUCGUUCUUAUUGCUGCCAUUUGUGCUUAUUUUUAAGUAUCCAUGUGUCGGGCUCCAAGGCCACUGUGCAGCUGCAGAGUGAGAAGAGCCGUAAUGUUAAACUGGCCUUUGCUUUGCAUCACUAUCGCGCUUGCUCUCCAUGGCUUAUUGUUUGCUUCCUGCUCAAAGCCGCCCGGGCUGGAGGUGUCACGGUAAUGUUAGAGGUGAGAACGCUACAAAUAGGAGCUUUGCAAGAGUCACCGAAUCCAUCUUUGGGAACCAGAGAGUGCUGGACUAACCUCCUCACCACCGUAUGCCAUACUAACCUGCACUUGUUCUCUGUACACUUGGACUUUGAAAAUGGUCAUCUCCACCUUCUCUCCUCUACACUGUAGCUGCUGAAGAGGAGGCAAAGACCCAAAUCCUGAUCUCUGUGCAAUGGGCUGUGCUCAGGGGAGUCCUUGGGGGUCACAGUAGCCCAGAGGCUACUGUGUCCUCCCCUCCUCCACAGGUGGACUUAGCAACUGGAUCCACACUGAUCCACCAGCCGUGCCCAUUGCAAGUUAGGUCUGGUAGGAUCCUCUCAGAGCAUGCAGCUAGCUUUAACAUCAUGCUUUCCAUCCAUCCCUAACAUGCCCACUGGGGAGAAGAAGAUAUAGGGGCUGGCUAUGCAGGUUCUUCAUGCACUCUAGGGAUCCCAAUGCCAGGAGAACCGCUCAGCAAGAGACCUGUGGGUGGUUUCCACUCACUUUCCAUGCUGGGGUGGUUCAAAGGGAGCAGAGCAGUGCAAAGAAUUUGCCCCAAAGUAUUGAUUGUGGCUCCUUCACCUUCUUGAAAUAAAAUGUUCAGCCCUCUGGCUAGAUACCACUGCUCUAGGCGCUACGCCAGUAUGAGCAACAAGAAUGACUGAUUGCAGUGUAGUAGCCAUGUUGGUCCCAGGGUCUCGCUGAAACAAAGGUAGCUGAGGCAAUCCAAUAAACACCGUGCCGACCUUGCCUCUCUAAUAAUGAUGGUCUCAUUGCAAAAUCAAGGGAGAUCAUGCACUCCACUAGAAGCAACUAGCUUUUCCCCUUAAGCCAAGGGGCUGUGCUACCUUUCAUAAAAUAGUGGCAGGAUCUGCCCUUAGGUUAACAAAAAGUCCCUUGAAAAAUAAAAGUUCCUUAGAGAAUACAUCAGACAAAUCGCUGUGACAGGACCCUGGGCUUUAAAUUCUACUCCCUUGUUCCCUUAGUUUGGAGGGCUGUGGAAUUCUCUAAAUUCCCUCCCCCCCCCCCCAAUAUUCUGGAAUUGCUUGCUCUCAGUCAAUUAACUAAAUCUGUCUGCAAAUGGAGAAUUAAGUCCCCUCUGCUUUGGGUUUUUAUGAGCUAAAGAGAGCCGAUGCAAGGAGCCCAUUUUUCUGCCUAGUGGCCUAAUUUGAUCUCAACACUGCAAAAUAUUUGUUUGAAAUGUUUUCUCUUCAGCCUAUUGGUGAGGAUGUUGGGGUGAGACUAUCGCCUUGGUUUCAAAGACAGUUAAUCUGCUGUACCCAGGGGUACUGGAAUAAUUAAUUUGUAUAGUGUGGGUGCUGAGAGACAUUGAACCAAACUGUAAACCCUGUAUAUGAUGGAAACCACAGGGGGUGGAGCAGCAUCCCUAGUUCCAGCACCUAUGGCUCCACCUGGCAGCACCCAGACUGGCACUCUUUACUUGGACACCGCUUCCAUUGGCUUCGGUGGCAGUUUGGUGUGGGUAAGAAGUGCCGGAUGUGGGCUGUAAUACUGGGGUCUAAUUUUAGUUGUUGGGCUUAGAGUGAGGGUAUUGGGUGGUAUUGAUGGCUUGUGAGACACAGGAGGUCAGACUGGAUGAUCUGGUGGUCCCUUCUGGCCUACAACUCUAUAACUCUGAUUGGGUCCUUGCCGUUGCUUAGGAAACUAUUGUGAUGUCACAAAAGAUCUUGAUGUCAGAUGGAGAAUAAGCAGCAGUACUGGCUGGAUUCUUUCAAAAAUUCUGCUUCCAUUUACCAACAUGUAACCCUAUUGAUGUCAAUGUAGUGAUCAUCUGGGGGCAGGACUUUGCCACCUGUUUUUAUGCAAGUAUCUGUUGCCUUGUAGAUUGAGAUUGAAAAGCCAGAAUGAACCACCGUGAUCAUCUAGUAUGACCUCCUAUGUAACACAGACCAGAGAACUUCCCUGAUACAAUUCCCAGAGCAUAACUUGAAUUAGAGCAUAAUUUACACAUUCAGUUUUGAUUUAACUCUUGUAAAAUAGGACGCCAUAGCUUACAAGCGCAGAAUUGUUUCCAAACUAAUUAUUUUUUCCAAGUUUUCCAUAUGGCCUCAGUAGCUGUUUAAUUGUCUCUAUGCACUUUUGUUAUCAUACGUAAAAAGCUCAGUUCUUUAUAACUCAGCUGUAUGUAUGCCUGGCUGAAAUCUGAUGUACAAUGUCCUGAUAACGAAAAGCAAUAACUGAGUAGUUUCAUCUUGAGCUGGCUAUUGUGAACAGCAUACAAAACCAUGUGUGACCAACCAUUAUCGACUUCCUGUGCCAUCUGUACCAACCUACAAAGAAUAUCUGUAUUAAGCCGGCAGCAUGCCAGGAGGCUCACAUUGUAUUUCUGAAAAUAAAUAUUUCCCAAAACAAA